Trichogramma pretiosum is the source of this 885-nucleotide messenger RNA. RefSeq names its product homeobox protein rough (gene ro). The transcript has 3 exons. Gene Ontology annotation, molecular function: DNA-binding transcription factor activity, RNA polymerase II-specific; DNA binding. NCBI's taxonomy places the organism in Eukaryota, Metazoa, Arthropoda, Insecta, Hymenoptera, Trichogrammatidae. Gene Ontology annotation, biological process: regulation of DNA-templated transcription. The coding region runs from base 1 to 885 and encodes 294 amino acids. The record is from RefSeq and is a predicted model, not a curated record.
AUGUCGAACACCUGCGUGGCUUCGUUAUCAAUCAAACAGCCCACAUCAACUUCGUCGCAGCAAAGAGAAAAAAAACGUCCUUGCCUACCGCGGGAAUUUUUUGCGCGACUUUACGAGUCGAAUGAGACGUCUGUGUCGUCAACAUCGAAAACUAUUUCCGUCAACAAUAACGUCAACGAAAACGACGAAGAAGAGGUUGAUAUUUUACACGAAGACGAAGACGAAGUAAAUGAAAUCGUCGAACAGCGUUUAACGGGCAAAUCAGAAGGUUUAUAUUUACCGCCACCGCCGAUAUCGAUACCCUCGGUCCCGAUGGGUCACAGUUGGGCACCUUUGAUGCAUUUACACUCGAUGAACAACAACUCAGUCAGAGUUGAACAGCAUCUGCAGGGCUUGGCAGCUUUUCUUGCAAGACGAAAAAAGAAAGAAGGCAAACCACGAAGACUGAGAACGACGUUUAGCAACGAUCAGACCCAGCGGCUCGAAGCCGAGUACGAAUUGGGCGAGUAUAUAUCGAGGGGGAGGCGAUUCGAGUUGGCAGCUGAGUUGAAAUUGAGCGAAACGCAGAUUAAAAUUUGGUUUCAAAAUCGCAGAGCUAAGGAUAAAAGAUUGGAAAAGGCACAACAAGAUCAACAAUUGAGACGUUCAUUGGCAUUGGUAAAUCCUCUGAUGACACCCGCAGCUGCCUGCUUUGGGCCCUUUUGUCUGACUAGCUGUCUUCAUCACCGCACAAACAGUCUUAAUACGCCGACGCCGACCCUUCAAAAUCCUCACCACCAUCAUCAUAAUCAGACAUCUGCGAGUAUGGUGCAAAAUCUUAAUCUAUCUGAUAAUGCUACAACGGUAGAAGCAAAAAAGUUUUCAUUGUGUUCCCGCGAUGUUUGA